Messenger RNA from Brettanomyces bruxellensis, 888 nucleotides. RefSeq lists its product as uncharacterized. Lineage: Eukaryota; Fungi; Ascomycota; Pichiomycetes; Pichiales; Pichiaceae. The record is from RefSeq and is a predicted model, not a curated record. The transcript has a single exon. The coding region runs from base 1 to 888 and encodes 295 amino acids.
AUGUCCACGUCUUAUAGUUUUCAAACGCAGUAUAACACAGGUGGGGCACCAUGUGAUGCAUAUCCACUUAAUGAAUCUGAAUACAACGGCAUCAACUACUUCGAUGUCAUCUCAAACCUCAGUAUAAGCACAUCUGACGUCUACAAUGCAUUUGACCAAAAUCUCUUCUCAUCAUUUCCAAGAAGACGUUCCUUGAUCUUUAUUCCUGAAUUCAAAAGGUGGUUUUGCAGCCGUCUCGAGUCAGUUGGCGUCAUACCUCAACAGAUAGAGCUGGUUAAAGUGUUACUUGAUAUGAAAAACAUUCCACAAAAUCUACCUGCACAUCCAAUAUCCGAGCAAAUGUUGUCAGCAGUGGGAAUAUUUUUCGGAUUCAGACAGAGUUAUCCUUGGGCAGGGCUGCUGGGUUGGAAUAUCCUCUCAGCAAUGAAUAUCUCCUUGGAUAACUUGAGUACAACUGCCGAUGUUUCUCAAGCCAUGAACUUGUGUAAGGGUGCGUCCGGCAGGCGGGUAUUGACGAUCAUCGAUUGUCUUAAUGAGGUGUACAACCUGGGUGUUCAUCCAUGUUUGGCACUCUCUUUUGUCGCUAGAAUAAAAGGUUCCGAGUUCUCUGAUGAGUUUAAACGCCAAUUGUAUAAGAAUGAGGUGCCACUUAACUCUGAGUGGAAUAAUUAUACUGAUGAAGCAAUAGAAUGCUUUGAUUCCGCCUCUGCAGUUGUGGCCGCAAGACAAAAUCAAAGUCCAUCCAUGCAGAUGAAGAAGAAGAGAAGAUACGAAGAUGAGGGAGUCAUGACUCCAGAUGAUACAGAUCUGGACUGCUUUGGAUGCAACAAGAAAGGUUGCUUUGACAAAUACUGCAGUGUGAGUGUGCAAGAAGUUACCUAUGAGUAA